This is a messenger RNA of Capra hircus (goat), 411 nucleotides long. RefSeq names its product synaptonemal complex central element protein 3 (gene SYCE3). Gene Ontology annotation, cellular component: central element. NCBI's taxonomy places the organism in Eukaryota, Metazoa, Chordata, Mammalia, Artiodactyla, Bovidae. The transcript is spliced from 3 exons. Gene Ontology annotation, biological process: reciprocal meiotic recombination; synaptonemal complex assembly; spermatogenesis. The coding region runs from base 66 to 332 and encodes 88 amino acids. The record is from RefSeq and is a predicted model, not a curated record.
ACUCUGAGGAGAGGCCUCAUGCCUCAGGCGUCAGAGGCGGGUAGCUGAACAGGACCCGAGCACAGAUGGCUGACCCCGGCCCUGGGGAGAGAAGCUAUGACAACAUGCUGAAAAUGCUCUCAGACCUGAAUAAAGACCUGGAAAAGCUGUUGGAAGAGAUGGAAAAAAUCUCAGUGCAGGCCACGUGGAUGGCCUACGACAUGGUGGUGAUGCGCACCAACCCCGCGCUGGCGGAGUCCAUGCGGCGGCUGGAGGACGCCUUCCUCAACUGCAAGGAGGAGAUGGAGAAGAAGUGGCAGGAGCUGCUCAGUGAGGCCAAGCGCGCGCAGUAGGCCCCCGGGUGGAGCCGCAGCAACCCCGACUCGUGGCCUGGGCGCGGAGCUUGUUUCUCAAUAAACUUGUUUUCAAGCA